Messenger RNA from Colias croceus (clouded yellow), 2996 nucleotides. RefSeq names its product sodium-coupled monocarboxylate transporter 1. Gene Ontology annotation, biological process: transmembrane transport; sodium ion transport. The transcript has 10 exons. Lineage: Eukaryota; Metazoa; Arthropoda; Insecta; Lepidoptera; Pieridae. Gene Ontology annotation, cellular component: membrane. Gene Ontology annotation, molecular function: symporter activity. Bases 85 to 2016 code for a protein of 643 amino acids. The record is from RefSeq and is a predicted model, not a curated record.
CGCGGGAUCUCGUACAGUGCGCACGUGUCGUAAUAAAUACUACGUGUGGAUUAUAGCCAAAUCUAUUUCAAAUACGGAAAAAUCAUGAACACCGGCUGGCUAGUAUGGGAGUGCGUCGUGUUUGGCAUAUUCGUGUUCGCUUCGUCGUUCGCGCCGCUAUGGAAACGCAAGAAGGACGCGAAGGCGGGCGGGAACGCGAAGCGAGCGUACAUCUUCGCAGGGGGAGGGGUGUCCGUGCUGGCUAUGGUUUUAUCUGUGGCUAGAGGCACGCUGGGAGUCAGAUUGUUUUUGGGCUUCCCCUCCGAGCUGGUGUACUUCGGAUCUGCAAUGUGGGAGACUCUGUACGGCAUGAUCUUAGCCUUUCCCAUUGUUUGCUGGGUCUUCAUACCGGUGUACUUUAGACUGCAAACCAAUUCUGUUUAUGAGUAUUUGGAGAUGCGAUUCGGGUCUAAAUCAGUCCGUCGUAUGGCGGCCGCUACAUUUCUCCUACGUCAGAUUCUGAACCUCGCUGUCACAGUAUAUACUCCUACAGUAGCCUUACAUGCUAUUCUGGGGUUACCUCAUUGGGCAUCGGCUGCUGCGCUCACAGUUGUGGCUGUGGUUUUCAACUUACUUGGCGGCUUGGCUGCUGCUAUACGAGCUGAUGUCAUACAAACGUUGACAAUGGUUUUAGUGAGCGGUGCGUUUAUAAUACAGGCUACGAUCAAGUCUGGUGGUCCAGUAAAGGUUGUAAGAGAUAAUAUUGAGGGAGGAAGGAUGAACUUCUUCAAUUUCACGUGGGACCCAACAGUACGAGUGGACACAUUCUCGGCCAUCCUUGGCCAACUCUUCAUGUCCGUAUCCAUCUACGGUUGCCAACAAACAUUGGUCCAACGUUAUUGUUCCAUGCCAAGCGAAGCCAAAGUCAGGAAGAUACUCUUGGCCAAUGUUCCUGCCUUCUGUAUUCUAUUCAGUUUGUCCUGGGUUGUUGGAAUGGCGCUAUAUGGUCUAUAUAGAUAUUGUGAUCCGCUAAUGAGCGGUAGAAUUAGUGAACCCGAUGAAGUUUUGCCUUUUUAUGUGCAAGAUCAGUUUGGUUUCUUGCCUGGAAUGCUAGGGUUGUUCUUGGGCAGUAUCUUCAAUGGCGCUUUGAGUUUUAUGGUUUCCAAUAUAAACUCAUUGUCCACGGUUACAUGGGAAGAUUUUAUCUCAACUGCACCAGCGUUCAGGGGCAUAAGUGACAAACAACAAUUGACGAUCAUUAAGGUCAUUGGCGUCAUUUACGCUGUAACAAUAAUGGGCAUGUCGCUAUUCGUGAGUCUGGUCAACGGCGUAGUAGAAGCGAACAUGCUAGUGACGUCAGCAACAUCAGGUGCUCUGCUCGGCGUGUUCCUAUUGGCCGCUCUGUUCCCGAUGGCCAAUGCGAAGGGGGCCUUGUGCGGGAUGAUCAUAUCGCAUGUUCUGACCGUCUGGUUGGCACUGGGGAGACUUAUUUAUGUGGACGCGAAGAUGGCCAUGCUGCCACUGUCUGUUGAGUCAUGUCCAAACGCAACACUAAGCGCACUAAAUCCCAAACCAAUGGCGGUAGUUGUAAACCGCACACUCACACAGUACGCGACGGUAUUCGACGCUAUAGACAGCACGCACACACCUAGACCGCCCACUGAGAAUCUAUUAUUUGACACGCUCAUGAAAGUCUACUCAAUAUCAUACAUGUGGUAUGCCGUUAUAGGCACGCUUGUGUGCGUAUUUUGCGGCAUCGUGAUUGGCUACAUCACAGGCACGGACGAGGACAAUUUCGACGAACGCCUCAUACAUCCAUUAGUGGCCAAAAUCGCGCGAAAAAUGCCCGGAAGACAGCGUACAUUCACUACUGUGGAACGCGAAAAAACGUCAGAGGAAAAAGAACCUUCUGACAAAACUAUUGAGACGAUAGUCGAAGAUGAAAAACCGGCGCUAAAACCGGUGUUUUCUACUAAUAAUAGUAAAAUAUUUGAUGUGUACGAUAGCAAAAUGUCCCCUAUGAGGACGAGACUAUGACGUGUUGAGAUUGUUAGUGUAAUUUAUUUAUUAGAGAGCAGUUUUUGUAUGUGUGUGACAAUACAGGGAUUGUACAGGUUUUGAAAGAUGAUCUAAAGAGAAAGGUGCCUUUUAUUAGCUUUUAUUCAAUAGAAGCAAUGAAUGAAAUAGAUGAAUUCGCAUUUUAUACUAGCUUUGAAGAAUAAAAAAAAAUGUAUUUUGAAGUAUGAGAGAGAUAGCGUAAUAGAGGUGAUUAUUCAAAAUGUUGUAUAUCUCUGUCUCACAUCUUGUAAAACUUUUUAAAAGUGGAGAUGUAUAAAAAUUUAUAAUAGUAUGGACGUAUUUUUGUAAUGGUCUAUGACUAUUACAAUAAAUUGUGUGGAUUUGAUUGCUACUAAAGACCAUAAUAUUAUGUAGUCUUCUAGUGGCUCUGGAUUUCAUUGCUAUUGAAGACAAUAUUGUAGUCUUCUAGUGGCUUGGUAAUAAAUAAUAAUAUAUAUAUAUGUAUUUAUGAUGAAUAUUCUAAUUUAUAUGAAUUUUGUGCGUAUCAAUAUUAUGUUUCUGUAGUACAAGCUUUUCUUAGUUUAGGACUAGAUGGCGCUGUGAUAAAAACGAGGAAUGUUUAUUGUUACCUAUCUAAUGUAAAAAUAUUCUAAUAUACUUUUGUUUUUCCUGUUAUACAAACAAGUUUGUUUAGAGCCUCAUAAUAUCAGAAUCAUUACUUACGUCUACUAAAUAUAUUCCACUUAUCUCUUUAUUUUGUUAGAAUCAUAUCGAAAUUGGAAUAUUUUUUUUUAAUAAUUAUCCAAUGAUAUUAUAAUAUGUAAAAAGAUGUAGAUAGGAUGUCAUCGCUCCGGAAUGGCACAUUGAAAUGUGGUUAAUAAGAUACUAGAUAUGUCGCAGUUAUCUGGAGGAAUUUGCUAUUUGAUUGAAGACUAGAGUGAUUAUUGAAUGACCACAUUUAAUUGAAUGACUAAAGAACAACUCGUCAUCCAACAAUA